CGGACGGACUAAACACUUAACUUCCGCUGUCUCUGACACCGGACUGAAGUUGUGACUGACAGUUAAUUUCAUGUUUAUUGAUAUUUGAUCUAUCUUUUAGUACAUAUAUCAUACUAUUUUCCACCGGUUUUGCUGUUUGAAGAGCCUAUUUGAACCUUCCAGUCCCUGACCUCAAGAUUUUAGAUGAUUAUGGUGUAGAGAGGAGCGCUGCUUCUGAAAGGACUGGGAGCGCAGGCGGGGCAGGUAGCGUGGUGCCGGGCCAGACCAGGACAGGACCAGGGGAGAACACCAGGCGGUUGGAGCCAUGCUGACCCUGGCCAGUAAGCUGAAGAGGGAGGACGGAGGCAAGCCCAGCCGGGCCUCCGCCACCUCUGACUCCACGCACAGGGUCUCCAUCAGAGACCGCCUGCUCACCAAAGAAGUGGCCGAUCUGGAAGGACACCUCCCCACUACGUGCAAAGCCAAUUUCCCAGAUGAGGACAAACUGCAUCACUUUCACCUGGCCGUCUCCCCCGAUGAGGGCUACUACCAGAGUGGAAGAUUCCAGUUUGAAAUCAACGUCCCAGAAGCCUACAACAUGGUGCCUCCAAAAGUGAAAUGUCUGACCAGAAUAUGGCACCCAAACAUUGCUGAGACUGGCGAGAUCUGCCUGAGCUUGUUGCGGGAACACUCCAUCGAUGGCACAGGCUGGGCCCCAACCCGAUCACUCAAGGACGUUGUCUGGGGUCUGAACUCCUUAUUUACAGACCUGCUGAACUUUGACGACCCACUGAACAUCGACGCUGCAGAACAUCACCUGAGGGACAAGGAGGACUUCCGGAACAAGGUGCAGGACUACAUCAAGAACUAUGCCAGAUGAUAGGAGCACCCGGCUGCACGCCUCUGCUCCUCAGCCAACCAAACAGCUCCGCCGCGUCGCCACUCCUCCCCCUGGCUCCGCCCACUUCCAUCUUCGGGCCGACCCCCUUCCCCUAGCGCUUAUCUUAUUGAACAAACACCUUGCUGGUCCCGCCCAUCGAAACCAACUCCAACAACCGCCAACCGUUGCUGGAAUGAAAAGAAUAUGGAUGUAAAAGAAAUGUUAAAAAAACACAAAAAAAAAACACAGAAGAUAUUGGGGAAAUAACGAUUGGGUGGGAAGGGGGGGCCUAACCCAGACCGUGAUGCCUGUCUGUGGCCCUCCUGCGUCAAGGGACUCCUGCU
Messenger RNA from Gadus chalcogrammus (walleye pollock), 1203 nucleotides. It is a transcript of the gene ube2f, whose product is annotated as ubiquitin-conjugating enzyme E2F (putative). The transcript is spliced from 10 exons. The record is from RefSeq and is a predicted model, not a curated record. NCBI's taxonomy places the organism in Eukaryota, Metazoa, Chordata, Actinopteri, Gadiformes, Gadidae. Bases 305 to 859 code for a protein of 184 amino acids.